AUGAAACGGCAGCCAAUUCGCUACCUGACGAGUGUGAACUAUCAUGGAUCCGAUGGUGCCGACAAAGUGGGAUCCAGCUUGGCGCCCUUUUUUGAUCAAGAGCCGGCUGCACCCGAAAAUGAUAAUAUUGAAGAGAAGAAGAGCACCCGGCAAUCAUCGUACCUGGGCAUUUUAGGAGCCGCCGUGGGGAUGGGCAUUGAAGACUCGGACGAUAUCGACAAAAUACAAACCUUUUUUCAAACCUUACGAAGCCGACUGCCUCAAAGUAUCAGCCGUCUCCACCCUUUCAAUCUAUGA
Messenger RNA from Seminavis robusta, 297 nucleotides. Lineage: Eukaryota; Bacillariophyta; Bacillariophyceae; Naviculales; Naviculaceae. The record is from the annotation of a GenBank genome assembly.